Molecule: messenger RNA, 531 nt
Organism: Pygocentrus nattereri (red-bellied piranha)
Lineage: Eukaryota; Metazoa; Chordata; Actinopteri; Characiformes; Serrasalmidae
Gene: crygmxl2
Product: crystallin, gamma MX, like 2
Exons: 3
Coding region: 1-531 (176 amino acids)
Biological process (GO): lens development in camera-type eye; visual perception
Molecular function (GO): structural constituent of eye lens
Source: RefSeq, a predicted model, not a curated record
AUGGGAAAGAUCAUCUUUUACGAAGGCCGCAAUUUCCAGGGGCGCUUUUACGAGUGCUCUGAGGACUGCUACGACACCUUCAGGCACUUCAGCUGCUGCAACUCCAUUCGGGUCAUGGGGGGUUACUGGGUGGCCUAUGAGAAGCCCAACUACAUGGGUUAUCAGUACAUCCUGGGCCGUGGGGAGUACCCUGACUUUCACUACUGGAUGGGCUUCAACAAUUGCAUCAGAUCUUGUCAGAUGUAUCCCCCAUACAGAGGAGGCUACAAGAUGAGAAUCUACAACAGACCUGACAUGGCUGGACACAUGAUGGAGUUCUCAGAUGACUGCCCCAACGUCUAUGAUCGCUUCCACUUCCAUGACAUCUACUCUGCCCAUGUUAUGGAGGGCUACUGGAUCUUCUAUGAGCACCCGCACUACAGAGGCCGCCAGUACUUCCUCAGGCCCGGGGAGUACAGAGCCUGUGCAGACUGGGGCUGCUACAACCCCAUGAUUGGCUCCUUCAGGAGAAUGAGAGGUGGUUUCAUGUAG